GGUGUGGGUGCUCCUGCGGGGAUCUGACCCGCGGCCCGGCCCACUCGUGGGCACACGCGUGUCCGGCAGGCGCCUGUGGGGCUCAGGGGAGCAGGAGGGAGGCGCAGGGGUCACAAAGACGCGGCCAGGGUGGGCGCUGCAAACUCCGGCCUGUGGGGCCCGGGCGCUCUCGGGCGGAACGGCAGCGCGGAAAGCGGCCGGAGCGCUGAGGGCGGCGCGCACCGCCCCGAGCCUGCGGCUGGGGGGAGGCCCUGCAGAGCCUCCGGGGGCUCCCAGAGGGCUCCGGGGAGGCGCCGAGCGGGCCCCGAGCUGCAGUUGGCCGGGCGGGGCGGAGCUGCUCCCGGAGCCCACGCGAGGCCCGUGACCGGAGGUGGGCGGUGAGGGACGGCCGCUUCCUGCGGCGGCGGCGCAGGGAGCUCGGCAUGGAGCAGGCUCCCCAAGGUGUGUUCCAGGAGGAGCUGGAGCGGUGCAUUUCGCAGCUGGAGGCAGAUACCCACCUCACCCCACAUCCCAAACUAGUAGAAGAGACCCAACACAUUUUCAAGGUCCUGUGCUCCCCUGAGACUCCUUUUGCAGAGAAGCAACAAGUGAUGAGCAAUAUGUCUGGGGAUUGUCAUCUCAAGAUAGAUGAGGGUCAGAAGAGUGUGGAGAAAGGCAUGAACCCUGUUAUUGUGAAAGUACAGCAAAGCAAGGGGCAGGCUGCAGAUGCUGUGAAACCAUCUGACCCAACCCCUGAGGCAAAGCCAGAGUUGUUCACAUCAUCUGGCAGCAGCUUCCGAUUUGAUUUUACACUUUCUGAGACCAACCCAGAAGCUCACCCUGGUGACAGUGGUGCUGUGCAGGUACAGAGCAAUGUCAGAGCCACCAAGCAGGAGAACUGGAAUGGAGCCUUGAGGUUUGCUGCCUCUGAACAAGAACCCAAGUUUGCUUUCAACUUUGCCAUCCCAGAUGAAGACUGUCCUCAUCUUCAGUUACUUCCAGCAAGCCAAUAUACAGAGCACACAGCAGAUCCUUCACUGCCUGCUGAAUCAGCAGCCCUGUCACAGGCUGCAGCCUUGCAGAAACCUGAGGUGACUCAAGUGACAGGGAGUGCACCCAAAGAGGAUAGAAGCCACGUCACUUCCAAUAUCCCCCAAACAGAGACAGCCCCUGCAGAUGAGGCAGGGACAGAGAAAUCAACAGGAAGUGGAGCUUCCCAGAAGAAGAAAAAGAAGAAACAAAAACCACCUGUUGGUAAAAACAAAACAGAAGAAACUGAGACCAGCAGGAAGGCAAAGGCAGAAGCUAACAGCUGUCAAGAUACAGAUACUUCCCAUCAGAAUGAGAAGACCUCUCAGGUACAGUCAGAUGAGCAGCUGCGGAAAGAGGUGGACUGGUGUGUGAACCAGCUGGAACUUGGCUUGAAGACGCAGAAGCCCACUCCAAAGCAGGCUGAAGAGGCUCUCAGGGCAAUCAGAAUACUGCGCAGUGACAAGGCUCCACUGGUGAAGAAGCGUCAGCUCAUGAGAGCCAUGUUUGGAGACUACAGGAAGAAGAUGCAGGAAGAGCUGUGCAGAGAGCUGAAGCUUAUGGAAACAGCUGCAAAAUCUGCCAGGAUCGUGGAGUUGAAGGGAAGCAUCCACAAGAAGAAUGGCCAGUUCAUCCGGAAGUGCUUGGGAGCUUGCAGGAAAAGCCAAGAUUCAGCAGAAUCCCAUUCAGAGUCACACAAGACAUUUAACACAGGCUUAUUCAAUUUCACAACUCCCCAAGAAUUUUGCUUUAAUUUCUUUUAGAAAAGUCACUUUGACUAAAAUUGUGCCAGAUCUCCUGUAAACUGAAGAACAGUGGAAAUAUGCUGUGCAGUAGGAAAUGUCAUGCGUGAAUCUCUGGUCCUCUUCUAGGGUGCCUUAUCUAGAAAUUUAAACCAGAUCUGCCUACUGUGCAUAUAACCCCAAAACUCAGCCUGCAUAAGUGCUUCUCUGUGCUAACACUGGAGAGAGGCACCUUUGAAAGGGUCAGCAGUAUGGAAGGGUCUGCUUUCUUUCCUGUAGAAUUGACGUUAACUGUAGAAUCUGUCUUUUAUACCAUGAGAUUUUCCCUUUCUUUGGUUGCUUCUAAAUAGAGCAGAGCCUUUCUAGCAGCUGAGGCAGCAAUGCACAGCAGGCAGUGGUUUGGAAUCGAGAUCCAGCAGUGGAUAGCUGGGUGCUUCCACUUCCUGAGUCUAUGUGAAUGCAGCUGCUGGCUUCCAGCAAACACCAACAGUGUGUCAGCCUUGACAUGGGAGGAGCACGAGCUCAGGGUCUUUGGGGGAAAGUGAGUGAGAACCAUUUUUGCUCAUUCAUCUCUUUCACUGACAGGUACAGACCUAGAAUAAAGCUGCACGUCGUGGUUUAAUCCAGCCUAGGGAUGUAAGGACAGUUGUUCCCAGGAAGACAUGGAAAAUUUUUGUUGCUGAAGCCAGGUUCUGGACAGCUAGGAAGGAUGUACAAUCAACUCUUAAAUAAAGUUUACUUUAUAAGUAGCUCAGUUACAACCACAGUGCCUUAGAGGGAAAAUUACCUGCAUGCCAGCCGUGGGUCGUGGUAAAAUCAACUGUCACAGUCUGAAGACUCUCUUGCAUUUGAUUUGUAUUAAAUUUUGGCUAUGUGAAUGUGUAUCUCUAGUCCGUACUGCUUGAGUCACUGAACCCAUUUCUUAAUUUCAUGCAGAAAAUCUUCCCACCAAGCCUAGAAAAUUCUGAAGGAAGUGCUGUGAAAAGCUACAUGGUAUCAGGUGUCCCUAGGGAGCAGUGCUUUCCUCCCUUUUAUAGUCCAAUCAGCCUGUGUGGAAAGUGAGAAAUGAGAGUGUAGGCAGAUGCCAGGGAGUGCUGAGAGCAGCUGAGAGAUGGUGAAAAACAUUGGCUGUGAAAGACUAAAAAUCUGAUCAUGGUUCUAAAAAAUUUUUUACUAAGCUCUGAUGCAGGCAGUUAUAUCUGUGAGACUUUUUUUUUCUUUUAAUUCUAAAUAUUUUAAAAUAAUAUUUUAAAGAAUUCGUGUCUGGGCAUAAGGAGAAACAGAACCUGGGUAACAUAUAUGAUGAGAACCAGCAUAUAAGAAGAAAUGAAUUUGUCUUUUGGAAGUCAGUAGGUGAAAACUGGAAAUCAAAGUUGGCAUAUUUUAUUUGCCAAGGAGCACAGCUGUUACUUUGAAUGUAUAGAACAAUCUUAGUAUUUUUUUUUUAUUUCCAGGAUUUUACAUUAAACAUACAAAAGCUGUAUCCUUGUCACAC
Messenger RNA from Oenanthe melanoleuca, 3246 nucleotides. It is a transcript of the gene C14H8orf33, whose product is annotated as chromosome 14 C8orf33 homolog. Lineage: Eukaryota; Metazoa; Chordata; Aves; Passeriformes; Muscicapidae. The record is from RefSeq and is a predicted model, not a curated record. The transcript has 7 exons. The coding region runs from base 423 to 1772 and encodes 449 amino acids.